AUUUAAACUUCGGCCCAUUUCCUAGCUUUACUCAGUCUAGAGUGUGUUCUUCAGUUAAAGUGUUGUGCACCAUGAAACAAAAAAUAACCCUUUUUAUUCUUAGUGCUCUUCUUGCUAGAUGCUCCUCUCAAGUUACAAAAUGCGAUGUAGACGAUCCUGGUAAUAUUAUAGCAUGGAAUACUGCUAUUAUUGCUACUGACCCAAUCGAUGACAUUGGCUCUUUAAACUUAGAAUUUACAUAUAGAGGAGAUCUUCAACUGGAGGCGGACACCGAGGAAGAAGGCGCCAAAUACAUAGAUGUUACAGCCGACGGUUCAACUUUGAGUAUAAAAACCAAUGAUUAUUUCAAAAAUAACUAUGAAGAAGAUCAAAGAAACCAGGCACCUGCCUCCUCGCUUUGUAUUUUUCGAACCCUGUCGAUAACAUGUGACGGCACAACUUAUCCACUUACUAUAGCACUAUAUGUACAAGAUACCAAUAAUCAUGCUCCCACAUUUACACAAGAUACCUACACCUACGUAAUGCCAAUGCCGCUGGUACCAAACAUAGAUCUUACAAAUUUUGGCGAUAUAGAAAUAAUUGCUGAAGAUAUCGACUUUUCCAACACAAAGAUGACCUUCACUGUUGAUCCCCCAGAAUACUUUGCAUUGGACUUUAAAGCUUUGCCAAGCAGGCAGUAUCAUGCAGUUUUGAAAGUUAAGCAAUAUGUGAGAUACGACAAAGAUUUGACACUGAUGAUCACCGCAACUGAUGAAACUGACCCGUUUAACACUGGCACAGCUACAGUCGUAAUUAAAAAGGACAAUGACUUCAGUCAACCCGACAUUCCAACAUUUUCGGAGCUUAUAUACGCAUUUACAUACUCUAAUGAUGGCGGCAACCCCGCCAUAACACCCGACGACCCUUCAAAAGAAAUUGUUGUCACUACUAGUGACUCAGACCAAACCGAAGUAUCUCUAAGUGAUGAAACAUACUUCAAAGCUGAAUACGACAAAACCACAAACAUAGUCGCAAUAUCAGUUACAAAUACACCAGUGGAAUCAGCAUCCGAAUCUAUGAUGACUUUAACACUAACGGUAAAACUAGGUUCUGAAAGUAGCGAAUCGGCCAUCAUUGUCAAGCUUCCAAGUAAUGUCGUCGUCAUUAUUCCCAAAUUUACAGCACCUUACUACACAGCCACAUAUUCAGUGGAUGGUGACGGAAAUCCUUCUCUUGCACUAGACGCCGGACAAGAAAUUGCAAUUACACAACAGGCAAGCAAUCUUGAUGUCAAGCUGGAGGGCGAUGAUCACUUUAGUAUAGCAAACGUCGACGGUGUAUGGACUUUGAAGGCAGACAGUCCACUGCAGGACGAGAUCUUGAAAAAGGGAGAAGAUAUAACUUUAACUUUACACGCAACAGUUACUGACGAAAAUUCAGAAGAGCAUGAAGGAUUCGGAGUUGUGAUUGUAAAAUUGCCUCCGGUUCUAGAAGUACCGAGAUUUGUAGAAGCUAACUACAGAGGACAAUAUAAGGUCGAUGAGGCAGGUGUUAAAGAUACAGUAGAGUUAACAAACGGACCUAUAAAUAUAGUACAGACGGAUGAAACUGUGGAUAUUGUUAUAGUUGACAAUACUGGAUACUUCACCUUAAUUAAGGACACUGAUGGGUGGACAGUAGACGUCUUAAAAUAUUGGGAACAAGUAACAGAAGGAGGGGAUAUCGUCCUUACGUUAUCCGCAACAGUUACAGGCGCAGAUGUAGAACCCGGUUAUAGUACUUUAAUUAUAGCACUACCCGCAGCUGCCGAGGCACCAAUCUUUGAUAAACCUUAUUACACAGCAACAUACAAAACUGAUACCAACCCAAACACCCUGGAAAUGACAGACAUUAUAAACGUAGCUGGUGGAGAUGGUACCGUUGUUAACUUUCUCGACAGUGAAACAAAUUCGCAGUUUUUCAAUGCUGUACUUAACGACGACAAGAGUGUUACCGUUAGUCUGAAGAACAAUUUGGAUCUCAAAACAAUUCUAGGUGAAGUCGAUAUUGUAUUAACUCUGCAGGCUACGGAUCCAGCAGUUACCGAAGUGGGUACAGCUGCUCUAGUUGUAGAACUUCCGAAAGAAGUUACUCCAGCAGCCUUCACACAAGUAUAUUAUACGGGUAGCUACGACGUUGACAACGAUCCAGAUGUUGUCAAAAUAAACGAAGCGAUUGAACUCAGUGGAAAUUAUUUAGAUUCUACAACAGUUGUUUUGGUCACACCAACCGGACUGGAAGACAAGUUUAAAUUAUCUGUUGCUAGUCCAUAUACAAUAACGUUAACAGGCGAUAUCGAUGAUGUUCAUUCGUACAACGAAAUUGUACUUACGCUUGAAGCUUCUAUAGAUGGAGUUCCUCGUAAAACAAGUGCUACCGUAGUAAUUGAAGUACCGUCAGCUAUUGCGCUGCCACCUAAAUUUUCAAGUCCGCUAUAUGAGUUCAAGUAUGACUCAGACUCUGAUACAGUAACGUCUACUGAUGGAAAAACGAUUACUAUUGACGCAAGUGAUCCAAGUUUAGUUUUAAUUAGAAUGGAAGGACCAUAUACGAACUAUUUCAAUAUAAUUUAUGAAGCCACAGGAGUAUGUAUAUUAGAAGUCGCAAACCCUCUUAAUCCAGCUAUUAUUGAUCAAAAUGUAGAAAUAUUUAUAGUGUUGAAUGCUGUCAUAAGUGAUUCAAGCGAUACCUCUUCAACAAUUAUAGCUAUAAAAAUGCCAGAAAAAACGGGAAAUGUGCCACUAUUCUCAGAGAGUUACUAUAAAGCUACUUAUACCCCCAACGAGUCUGGUCCAGAUAUUGUAACUAUUCCAGACGUAGUACCCAUAACUAUUGUCAGUGAUCAAGCAAGUGACACUGUGGUAAAAGUGAUAGGUCAAUACGAAGACAAUUUUCAAGCAGAAUUUAAUAGUAACACCAAAUCGUGGGAUAUAACAGUAAUUAACAAGUUGGACGACGACAUCCUAAACGUGUACACAGAACUUGUUAUAACUUUGGGAGCUGUCUUAUCUGGAGAAACCGGUGUAGGAACUGCUGCACUCAUUCUGUUUCUUCCAGAUCACGUAAAAGAACCUGUUCCCUUAUUCGAGGAAGCCUCCUACAACGCUCAGUAUGACUUACGUGAAGACGGUACACCUGAAGUCACUGGCGAUCUUAUUGUUGUCAAGGCUGCUGACCCAAAAUACGUCGAAGUCACACUCGCUGGUUAUACCGAUAAUUUUAUUCUAACACCCAACGAAAAUAACUCCCAAUGGACCAUUUCUUCAAGUGGGAAACCUCUGGAUGACGAUACUUUAAAAAAUAAUGCACAUCUAGUGAUUACACUAAACGCGCAUCUGGACAACGCUGUAGCUGAUGGAGUUGCCAUUCUCGUUGUCACACUUCCACAUGAUUGAUGAUCAGUUCUUACAAAUAUGAUGAUAUGUAUAUCUAAUUCAAUAAAAUAAAUUCUCAACCAAA
Molecule: messenger RNA, 3477 nt
Organism: Zophobas morio
Lineage: Eukaryota; Metazoa; Arthropoda; Insecta; Coleoptera; Tenebrionidae
Product: protocadherin Fat 1-like
Exons: 12
Coding region: 72-3413 (1113 amino acids)
Biological process (GO): homophilic cell-cell adhesion
Cellular component (GO): membrane
Molecular function (GO): calcium ion binding
Source: RefSeq, a predicted model, not a curated record